Zingiber officinale is the source of this 1313-nucleotide messenger RNA. Its product is annotated as DCC family protein At1g52590, chloroplastic-like. NCBI's taxonomy places the organism in Eukaryota, Viridiplantae, Streptophyta, Magnoliopsida, Zingiberales, Zingiberaceae. The record is from RefSeq and is a predicted model, not a curated record. Gene Ontology annotation, molecular function: protein-disulfide reductase activity. The coding region runs from base 415 to 1200 and encodes 261 amino acids. The transcript is spliced from 6 exons.
AAAGAGCUUAAGCCUGGCUCGGGCACCUGCAGGCUUAAACGCCUACGCCGUUCUCGCGGUAGAUCGUCACCGAAACCAGUAUAUCAAUCUCCGUCAGCUCCCCCGCCCACUGGUCGUCUGCGGUCUCCAAGAACAGAGUGUUGUGAUUCAUCCCGCAGGCGCCUUCUUCUACAUGCCCUUCACGAGGAAGCGUGACCAAAAGAUGGAGACGGUGUCGUUUCGGCGGCGGAACACCCACGGCCGGAACUCGUCCUCACCGUCGCUGCCGACGAGCUCGGCUUCUUCCGGGUGGCGAGGAUGCAGAGGAGAGACUCCAGUCGGUUGCAGGCCAGGGAGUCGCCAACGAGGCGAGGUGCUUGUGGUUGAAACAUAAAACCCUAACAUUAUCACAUCCGCGUCAGCAGGCCAGAAAUAAUGCACCUAAAUUGUGGUUCAGCCGACGCCAACGUACACGAUUUUCUACCCCGGCAUUUGGCAAAUGCUCAAAGGAGCCAAAGGGUAAGAUCAAAUCACCAAUCCUUCUCUAUUGGCACGGUAAGCCAAGAUCUUGCCUUCUCCAGUUCCCACAGCGCCAUGACGCUCGUCCUUCCAGUCGUGCUCGGCUCUCUACCCAUCGGCGCAACCCCAGUAAGGUUCAAACAAACCCAAGCGCCGGUAGCUGCACUUGGGAUCCAGUCUCCGCCUUCCUCCUCUUCCGCCUCCGUCGACUGGGUGAAGGUCACCGACGGCGAGUUCUUCCAAACCGACUCCAGGCCGAUCAUGCUCUUCGACGGCGUGUGCAAUUUGUGCAACGGUGGAGUCAGAUUUGUUCGGGACAACGAUCGCAACAGAAUGAUUAGGUACGAGGCGCUUCAGAGUGAAUCCGGCAGGAAACUUCUGCAAAGAUGCGGGAGAUCAUCCGACGAUAUUUCCAGUGUAGUACUUGUCGAAAAAGACAGGUGUUCUAUAAAGUCAGAAGCUGUCCUCAGGAUUAUGGAGUUUCUUGGCCUCCCGUUUCCUCAACUUGCUUUCUUCUUGAAGAUUGCCCCACUGUUUGUGAGGGAUUUUUCUUAUGACAUAGUUGCCAACAACCGCUAUGCACUUUUUGGCCGCACAGAAGCAGAAUCAUCAAUUCGAGACCAUAUAUCCAUUUUUAAAGGCGAACUAACUGGAGUAGCCCAAUUCAUGACAAGAAGAACAAGAGAUACCAGCUUGCUCUAACAGUUGACUAAUAAUUAUUUUAAUAAACAUACUCUCUUUUUUUUUCAAGAAUUGAAUAGCAAUGUUAUAUCAUUUUAAUAUAAUGAUAAAAUCAACAGACUCGACCAACUCGA